ACAGAAAUAAACUCAUGGUCACAAAAAUUAGGAUAACAAAGACAAAAUGCAUUCCUAUUUCCCAGUGACCAGAAAAAGGAGAAAGAAGUUGCGUCUGCUUCAUAUGUCAGAUGUGAGGCCUUGCCUUCCACGAAAGUAACUAACAUAACCAUGGCCUCCUCAUGAAGACAACGUUUUCUCAGUGCCAUGAAGAAGAGGCCAGAGAUCCAACAACACCAACACGAGCCACAAGACUUGGAAGUUCUGAAAGCCGUAGCACAAGCCUGGUACAGCCACUCCGGUACUUCCAAGCCCAUGAGCGAGUUCUACGCUCACAGAAGAAACUUCAGAGGCAGCAAGCCUUCAAGGUUUAAGCUCGAAGCAUUGAACAAGCCACAAGCUUCUUCUUCUUCUAGGGACACUACUACUAUUUACUGGGAUUUUCAGCAGUCUCUUUGGGACUCCUAUGAGCUUGUCACAGUGUCCAGAAGGAUUGAGACUGGGUUAACUUUGGAUAACCCUUUUGAUGAGUUGUGUGGUUCCGCUUCAAUCCAACAUAAGCGCAAGCCUGAGAGUAAGAAUAGCCUCAGGAACCUGUUCAAUCUUAUGUCUUCUAGGAGAUUUAAUGCCCACAAUACUCCACACCAAAAAUAAUACAUGACUUUUAUCUUCUAUUAUUUAAUAUUCAUCCUGAUAUUAUGGAUUACUUCUGCUGAUAGAUUUAGAUUUUAUUUGUUAUGGGCAAAUAUUAGUUAUUAGUAUUGUUAGUUUUUGUUAGUUA
Messenger RNA from Glycine soja, 760 nucleotides. RefSeq lists its product as uncharacterized. The coding region runs from base 187 to 633 and encodes 148 amino acids. Lineage: Eukaryota; Viridiplantae; Streptophyta; Magnoliopsida; Fabales; Fabaceae. The transcript has a single exon. The record is from RefSeq and is a predicted model, not a curated record.